This is a messenger RNA of Chroicocephalus ridibundus (black-headed gull), 3875 nucleotides long. It is a transcript of the gene CNOT10, whose product is annotated as CCR4-NOT transcription complex subunit 10. Bases 188 to 2422 code for a protein of 744 amino acids. The record is from RefSeq and is a predicted model, not a curated record. Lineage: Eukaryota; Metazoa; Chordata; Aves; Charadriiformes; Laridae. Gene Ontology annotation, cellular component: CCR4-NOT complex. Gene Ontology annotation, biological process: negative regulation of translation; mRNA catabolic process. The transcript is spliced from 19 exons. Gene Ontology annotation, molecular function: protein binding.
CGAAUAGGAGGGAGUGGCGCAGCUGGCGGGCGGGCUCGGCGCGCGGAGGGCGGUGGCAAAGUAGUCCGGCGGGGGGGGUCCAGCGGCCGGUUGGCGGUGGUGCGGUCAGCGCUCGGCGCAGUGCGGGGGGAGCCUCGGGCCUGUUCAGCGCGCCGGGACUGCGCGGCCGCUCCGAGCAGCCGGAGAGAUGGCGGCGGACAAGGCUGCGGAUCAAGGUACUGAGAAACAUGAAGGAGCAGGUACUUCUGGGAUUACUGAUCAGGAAAAGGAAUUGUCAAGCAGUGCAUUACAAGCUUUUCUGGCUGGAAACUAUGAUACUUGUUUACAACACCUAAAUACCCUUCAAGACAUAAACAAAGAUGACUACAAAAUAACUUUGAAUACUGCUGUGGCAGAGUUCUGUAAAAGUAACCAGACAACAACAGACAACUUGAGACAAACCCUUAACCAGCUGAAGAACCAGGUUCACUCUGUUGUUGAAGAAAUGGAUGGUUUAGAUGAUGUUGAAAAUAGUAUGCUGUACUACAAUCAGGCUGUUAUUUUGUAUCAUCUGCGCCAGUAUACUGAAGCUAUAUCAGUUGGGGAAAAGCUGUACCAGUUUAUAGAGCCUUUUGAAGAGAAGUUUGCCCAGGCUGUGUGCUUCUUGCUUGUAGACUUAUACCUGCUAACUUACCAAGCUGAGAAAGCCUUGCAUCUGCUUGCUGUUCUGGAAAAAAUGAUUUCACAGGGCAACAAUAACAGCAAGAAUGGAAAAAACGAGUCAGGUAAUAAUACAAAUAAAGAUUCCUCGAAUCAAAAAGCUGAAAGUGGAGCUUUAAUAGAAGUUGCUAAAUCUAAGAUACAUCAGUAUAAGGUGAGAGCCUAUAUCCAGAUGAAGUCACUAAAAGCAUGCAAAAGAGAGAUCAAGUCUGUUAUGAAUACAGCUGGGAAUUCAGCUCCUUCUCUCUUUCUUAAGAGCAAUUUUGAAUAUUUGAGGGGCAAUUAUCGUAAAGCGGUCAAACUUUUAAACAGUGCAAACAUUGCUGAACAUCCAGGCUUCAUGAAAACAGGUGAAUGCUUAAGGUGUAUGUUCUGGAACAAUCUUGGCUGCAUCCACUUUGCAAUGGGAAAGCACAAUUUAGGAAUUUUUUACUUUAAAAAGGCCUUGCAAGAAAACGAUAAUGCGUGUGCACAGCUAGGAACGGGCAGCUCAGAUCCAGGUAGAAAAUUUUCAGGGAGACCCAUGUGUACGCUACUGACUAACAAACGGUAUGAGUUGCUCUACAAUUGUGGAAUUCAGCUCUUGCAUAUUGGGAGGCCCUUAGCUGCCUUUGAAUGCUUGAUUGAGGCAGUCCAGGUUUACCAUUCAAACCCUCGUCUUUGGCUGAGAAUAGCAGAAUGCUGCAUUGCUGCCAAUAAAGGGACGUCAGAACAAGAGACUAAAGGUCUUCCCAGCAAAAAGGGAAUUGUGCAAUCUAUAGUAGGUCAAGGCUACCACCGUAAGAUAGUCCUAGCAUCCCAGUCAAUACAGAAUGUCGUUUAUAACGAUGGGCAGUCCUCAGCAAUACCUGUAGCCAGUAUGGAAUUUGCAGCAAUUUGUCUAAGAAAUGCCUUGCUGCUGCUGCCAGAAGACCAGCAGGAGCCAAAGCAGGAAAAUGGAUCUAAAACUAGUAGUCAGCUGGGGGGAAAUACAGAAAACAGUGAAAGCAGUGAAGCAUGCAGCAAUAAAAGUCAUGAAGGGGAUAAGUUCAUUGCAGCUCCACCUUCUUCUCCUUUGAAGAAACAAGAAUUAGAAAAUUUAAGGUGCUCAAUACUUGCGUGUAGUGCUUACGUGGCUCUGGCUUUGGGUGAUAACCUUAUGGCAUUGAAUCACGCAGAUAAACUUCUUCAGCAACCAAAGCUGUCGGGGUCUCUUAAGUUUCUUGGGCAUUUGUAUGCGGCAGAAGCUCUCAUCUCUCUAGACAGAAUAUCUGAUGCCAUCACUCACUUGAACCCCGAGAACGUCACUGAUGUUUCCCUCGGGAUCUCUUCAAAUGAGCAGGAUCAAGGGUCUGACAAAGGAGAGAAUGAGGCGAUGGAAUCUUCUGGCAAGCAGACCCCGCAGUGCUACCCCAGUUCGGUCACAUCUGCGCGAACAAUGAUGUUGUUUAACCUUGGAAGCGCUUACUGCUUGAGGAGUGAAUAUGACAAAGCUCGAAAGUGUCUUCAUCAGGCUGCUUCGCUGAUCCACCCCAAAGAGAUCCCUCCAGAGGCUAUUCUGCUGGCUGUAUAUCUUGAAUUACAGAAUGGUAACACGCAGCUGGCACUGCAGAUCAUCAAGAGAAACCAGCUUCUCCCUUCAGUGAAAACACUCUCCGACACGCGGAAGAAGCCCGUUUUCCAACCAGUCCACUCAAUCCAGCCCAUUCAGAUGCCAGCUUUCACCACCGUUCAAAGGAAGUGAGCUGGUGCUUCAACCUGCUGCUGCCUGGCCCAGGAGAGCUUGGCAUUUUGUAUAUUUUUUUAACCUAGGACACCUGCAUACCCCAAAUUGCUGGAGUGUGUUCAUUUAUGUAAAUUUUUAAUAAAACAUGUAAACAAAAGGGCAUGCUUAAAGGUGUUUACAAAGGUUAUUUCAUGAAGGAAAGGAGGCUAGUAUCUGUUUUGAACGUGAGUGGCAGUUUAUUUACACACUUGGUCAAUCACUUAUUUUUGGUAAUUCAGCUCUUUUUUGAAGAGAAUUGAGGGGAGAGAGGGACUGGGAGGAGAAUGGCUGAAAUAGCAAUUGAGCUGUUGCGUUGGCUGCUGUGUUCUGACACGAGCUGUGGGUUUGUAUUCCUCAAAGAAGAGGCUUUUGCCCAACUUCACGGUGUUGAUGUAGCUACAGUCCACUGCCCUACAGCAGCCUGUGGUCGCUGCUGUAGUUGAAGCUACUCCUUUGGGCGUGGGGACAGGGUGUGUGGGGGGUGGUCUUCGCUGCAAGGAAAGGAGCCUUUUUUUUCCUGCAGGUCAUAGACUGAUGGUGGCAGAGGUUGAUGCCCCUUCUGAUGCCCCUGUGUGCCUCCUGUGGUUACCUUAUUAAGCUUAUUUUAAGAGCAAAUAGCACAGCUCCAGCAUUAGCACUGCUCAAGUGCGCGGCGUUUAGCACUUUCAACUAAUCUUUCUGUCCUCCUUAAAACUGGCAGCAGCGCUGCUGGCCUCAAAGAGUGAGCAGGUCACCAGAUCGAAGAGGUUGUGGUGUAAGGACACGCCACGGCCCUUACCAGCCCCCAACAUUGCACUGCAGUACACUGCCAAGCAGCGGUGACUUAAUUGUCAUUAGUCUGUAUAUAAUUAGUGCAAGCCAACCUUGAGAAGAGGGAAAAAAAAAAAAAAAAACACCACAAAACCCCCAGUCUGUGGCCCUUUCCUGUUGCUGCAGGAACGAUGGCAGAGUCUUAGCACGAGGGAGCAGGGGCUGGGGCAGAGUCUUGUGGCCAAGGUGCAGCUGUUGACUUGUAAGAUGCUGCACCGGUGGGUGGGACCGAGCGGGGCCAUAAGUGGCCCCUUGUGCUGCUGGUUGCAGGCUGCAGCGCUGCGCCACCACAGGCUCGAGGGGCUCUGCCUGCGUCUGCCUCAUGGGCUCAAUGGGGAGCAAGAGCCAAAAGGCAGGUUGCCAAAAAGGGGGAAGGUGCAGGAGCUGAGCGGUCAGCAGGGACAAAGCUGCGAGAGCUGCUGAACCUGGGUCAGUGCAGCCAGGGCGGGUGGCGGUUAGGGCAGUGGCUGCAGCAGGCCGUGCGUGCUCUGACAGGACCAGCGCUGGGGAACACACUUGCUUUAGCUGGAUGGCGUUGUUCGCGUUGUUUGUGUGGGGUUUUUUUUGUGGUGUGUUUUUUGUUUUGUUUUGUUUUGUUUUGUCCUUCUCCCUGGCUUUCCUU